Myotis daubentonii (Daubenton's bat) is the source of this 743-nucleotide messenger RNA. RefSeq names its product histone H4. Gene Ontology annotation, cellular component: nucleosome. Lineage: Eukaryota; Metazoa; Chordata; Mammalia; Chiroptera; Vespertilionidae. The record is from RefSeq and is a predicted model, not a curated record. Gene Ontology annotation, molecular function: DNA binding; protein heterodimerization activity; structural constituent of chromatin.
ACAACCUCGGCUGCUUCCCGCCCGCGCGCUUGAGGUUUUCAAUCUGGUCCGAUGGUCUUGUAUAUGAAGGCCUGAGCUGGGCGCACCCGGACCAAGGCUUGUGUUUCCAGGUCUCCGUAACGAUGUCUGGGAGAGGCAAGGGUGGUAAAGGCUUAGGCAAGGGUGGUGCCAAGCGUCACCGCAAAGUCUUAAGAGACAACAUCCAGGGCAUCACGAAGCCCGCCAUCCGCCGUCUCGCUCGGCGCGGGGGUGUCAAGCGGAUCUCGGGCCUCAUCUACGAGGAGACGCGGGGGGUGCUGAAGGUGUUCCUGGAGAACGUGAUCCGGGACGCUGUCACCUACACAGAGCACGCCAAGCGCAAGACGGUCACCGCCAUGGACGUGGUGUACGCCCUGAAGCGACAGGGCCGCACCCUGUAUGGCUUCGGAGGUUAGAGCUCUGCUGCGGCCUCACGUACACCAAUCCUAAAGGCCCUUUUUAGGGCCACCCAUAGAGUCCUAGGAAGAGCUGGACAUUCGUUCGGGCAGUUUGGAUAGCUGCCUUUGCCACUUGGGGUUAAAGGGGUGUGUGUGGGGGGGGGGGGGGGCAGAGGGGAAUAGGAGUACUGCCUGAAGCACUAUCCGCAUUUUACUAAGACCUUAAAGUUUGGUUCUUCCUUUUCCUCAAUUUCAAAUAUUGUUCUCCAGGCUAAAUCACUUGUUUGCGUGUUAUUUAGUCACUGGGUCCAGCUGUGGAAAGUGGAA